GCGCCCAAGUCCCGCGGCGCGUCGGCGGCAGCGGGCGGAGCGGAGCGCGUCUGGAGCGCGGUGCGGCCGGGCGCGCGGUGGCCGGAGAAGCAUGCCCACCAACUUCACCGUGGUGCCCGUGGAGGCGCGGGCUGACGGCGAGCAGGACGAGGCGGCGGAGAUAACCGAGGCGCCGGGCCCCGCCGAGGGCCGCGAGCCCGACUGCUCCAGCCCGGCAGGAGAUGGGCACUCGAGAGAAAGCAGCCCCAUCAUUGACAAUGGUGAGACGGAGAGAGAGAGUUUCUUUGAAGGGAGGAGCAUGGCGCUCUUUGAGGAGGAGAUGGACAGCAACCCCAUGGUGUCCUCCCUGCUCAACAAGCUGGCCAACUACACCAACCUGAGCCAGGGCGUGGUGGAGCACGAGGAAGCCGAGGAAAGCCGGCGGCGCGAGGUCAAGAGCCCGGGCAUGGGCACCUUCAUCGGCGUCUACCUGCCCUGCCUGCAGAACAUCCUGGGCGUGAUCCUCUUCCUGCGCCUGACGUGGAUCGUGGGUGUGGCCGGCGUGCUGGAGUCCUUCCUCAUCGUGUUCAUGUGCUGCACCUGCACGAUGCUGACCGCCAUCUCGAUGAGCGCGAUUGCCACCAACGGCGUGGUCCCAGCUGGCGGCUCGUACUACAUGAUUUCGCGGUCACUGGGGCCGGAGUUUGGGGGCGCCGUGGGCCUCUGCUUCUAUCUGGGCACAACCUUCGCAGGGGCCAUGUACAUUCUGGGGACCAUUGAGAUUUUUCUGACCUACAUCUCCCCUGGCGCAGCCAUCAUCCACGCGGCCUCGGCAGACGGUGAGGCGGUGGCCAUGCUGCACAACAUGCGCGUGUAUGGGACGUGCACGCUGGCCCUCAUGGCCACGGUGGUCUUUGUGGGCGUCAAGUACGUCAACAAGCUGGCCCUGGUGUUCCUGGCUUGUGUGGUGCUGUCCAUCCUCGCCAUCUACGCCGGCGUCAUCAAGACCGCCUUCGACCCGCCCGAUAUCCCGGUCUGUCUGCUGGGGAACCGCACAUUAUCGAGACGCAGCUUUGAUGUCUGUGCCAAAGUCCACACCACCAGCAACGGCACAAGGACCACCAUGCUCUGGGGCCUCUUCUGCAACGGCUCCGCGGACGCCACCAACUGUGACGACUACUUUGCCCAGAACAACCUCACCGAGAUCCAGGGCAUCCCGGGCGUGGCCAGCGGCGUCCUCCUGGAUAACCUGUGGAGUGCAUACACGGACAAAGGGGUGUUUGUGGAGAAGAAGGGCACGCCCUCGGUGCCCGCGCCGGAGGAGAGCAGAGCCAGCGGGCUGCCUUACGUCCUCACUGACAUCAUGACUUACUUCACCAUGCUCGUCGGCAUCUACUUCCCCUCCGUGACCGGCAUCAUGGCGGGCUCGAACCGGUCUGGGGACCUGAGGGAUGCCCAGAAGUCGAUCCCUACAGGCACCAUUCUGGCCAUUGUGACCACGUCUUUUAUUUACCUCUCCUGCAUUGUGCUUUUUGGAGCUUGCAUUGAAGGCGUGAUCUUACGAGAUAAGUUCGGGGAGGCCCUGCAGGGGAAUCUUGUCAUCGGCAUGCUGGCCUGGCCGUCCCCCUGGGUCAUCGUCAUUGGCUCCUUCUUCUCCACCUGUGGCGCCGGCCUGCAGAGCCUGACGGGGGCGCCACGCCUGCUGCAGGCCAUCGCCCGAGAUGGCAUCGUCCCCUUCCUCCAGGUGUUCGGCCACGGGAAGGCCAACGGGGAGCCCACGUGGGCCCUGCUGCUCACGGCCCUCAUCUGUGAGAUCGGCAUCCUCAUUGCCUCCCUGGACAGCGUGGCCCCCAUCCUGUCCAUGUUCUUCCUCAUGUGCUACAUGUUUGUGAACCUGGCUUGCGCUGUGCAGACCCUGCUGCGUACCCCCAACUGGCGCCCGCGCUUCAAGUACUACCACUGGACACUGUCCUUCCUGGGCAUGAGCCUGUGCCUGGCGCUGAUGUUCGUCUGCUCCUGGUAUUACGCCCUGUGUGCCAUGCUCAUUGCCAGCUGCAUCUACAAGUACAUCGAGUACCGCGGGGCCGAGAAGGAGUGGGGUGAUGGCAUCAGGGGGCUGUCUUUGAACGCGGCCCGCUACGCGCUGCUGCGCGUGGAGCAGGGUGCCCCCCACACCAAGAACUGGAGGCCCCAGGUACUGGUGAUGCUGAACCUGGACGCUGAGCAGUGCGUGAAGCACCCCCGCCUGCUGUCCUUCACCACGCAGCUCAAGGCCGGCAAGGGCCUGACCAUCGUGGGCUCCGUGCUGGAGGGGACCUACCUGGACAAGCACACGGAGGCCCAGCUGGCCGAGGAGAACAUCCGGUCCCUGAUGAGUGCUGAGAAGAGCAAAGGCUUCUGCCAGCUGGUGGUGUCCUCCAACCUGCGGGAUGGCAUGUCCCACCUGAUCCAGUCGGCCGGCCUGGGGGGCAUGAAGCACAACACGGUGCUCGUGGCCUGGCCAGAGUCCUGGAAGGAGGAGGACAACCCCUCCUCCUGGAGGAACUUUGUCGACACCGUCCGCGACACCACGGCGGCCCAGCAGGCCCUGCUGGUGGCCAAAAACGUGGACCUAUUUCCACAAAACCAGGAGCGCUUCAGCGAUGGGAACAUCGACGUGUGGUGGAUCGUGCACGACGGGGGCCUGCUCAUGCUGCUGCCCUUCCUGCUGCGGCAGCACAAGGUGUGGAGGAAGUGCCGGAUGCGCAUCUUCACGGUGGCCCAGGUGGACGACAACAGCAUCCAGAUGAAGAAGGACCUGCAGACGUUCCUGUACCACCUCAGGAUUAGCGCCGAGGUGGAGGUGGUGGAGAUGGGUGAGAGCGACAUCUCCGCGUUCACCUAUGAGAAGACGCUACUCAUGGAGCAGAGGUCGCAAAUGGUGAAGCAGAUGCAGCUCUCCAAGACCGAGCGGGAGAGGGAGGCUCAGCUCAUCCACGACCGGAACACUGCGUCCCAUUCUGUGGUAGCCGCCAGGACCCAAGCCCCACCCACGCCGGACAAGGUGCAGAUGACCUGGACAAAAGAGAAGCUGAUCGCCGAGAAGUACAAAAACAAAGACGUCGGCAUCUCCGGGUUCAAAGAUCUCUUCAGCUUGAAGCCAGAAUGGGGAAACCUGAACCAGUCAAAUGUCAGGAGGAUGCACACGGCCGUGAAGCUCAACGGGGUCGUCCUGAACAAGUCCCAGGACGCCCAGCUGGUUCUGCUGAACAUGCCCGGCCCCCCCAGAAACCGGCAAGGGGACGAGAACUAUAUGGAGUUCCUCGAGGUCCUGACCGAGGGGCUCCACAGGGUGCUUCUGGUCAGGGGCAGCGGCCGGGAGGUGGUCACCAUCUACUCCUAGCACCCGGCCGCUCCGGGAGCGUGUGGGGCGGCCUGGGGGCCGUGCCACGCGCACACUGCCCCUGGCCUGACCUGCUGGCGUGGUUUGCUACAGAAGUUUCUAGAAUACCACCGGGCUCUCCAGUCCAGGCUGAGAGCCAGUGCAUGACUGAAAAGGUUUCCUCGAGUCAGGGGGAGAUGGCAUGCCCUGUGUGCUCCGUGUGCCCUGAGGGGACCCGGGUGACCGGGACACAGCUGUCCGUCUCGUGACGGCCAUGCACUCAGCCUCGGGAUUGUAGAAUUAAGUCUCCUUGGCUGUACCUACCCAGUCUGUUGUGGCAGUCACAUGUCCGUUCUGACCCUUGGGCCACUAGGGUCCGUUUAUGAAGGUGAGAGGUCAGCCCCAGUGAGGGCUCAGUAACGGUUCCUCGGUCAGCCCCCAGCUGUCUGUUCCUUUGAAUAUCCUUGUGUGUGUGUUUCCCUAAAUAAAGGCAGAAAACCGAGCUCUGCCCACACCCUCGUCCCCAGGCUCAGCCGGUGGCCUUGGUCAGGUGCCCACCUGGUUGGGGACAUCUGGGAAGGGAACCCAGUUGAUGGGGAACACGGGGUGGGUCACCCAGCUGGGUUUGUGCUCCAGAUGGGGGCCUGCCAGCCGGCUGUGUUCUUUCCCGAGCCGCGGCCGGUCCUUCCCAGCGGCGUGGCCUUGGGGGUGUGGAACGAGAGCUCUCCCCACCUCCAGAACCACACGCACACCGCACCGUCCCACGUGACUCGCACUCGAUCCUUUGGCCUCCGUGUCCCCACUUCAUGUCCGGGGGCAGCGGGGGCGCGCAGGGCACUGAGCUGUCUGCCUGAAGCUUGUGUCUGUCCCACCGCAGGUAACGGGCAGUGACAGCCUUUUAGGGCAGGCUUUGCACUUGACCUUGUGGUCUUUGUGCUGGUGAUCGUGGACACAUGCAGUUGAGCUGCCGUAACGGUGCCCCACUUUCUGUUGGGCUGAUUUACUUGUCUAAACACCUCGGUGUGUCAGUGCUAAUAAAGUCCACGAAGACCGUCUCUGUGCACGAGGCCUGAACGGCCUUGCCCUUGGCCUUCUCUGGCCUCCAUGGGCAUUUCAGGAGUUGGCUCGGGCCACGGAUUUCCUGUGGGGCGAAGGUUAAGUGUGUGCUUCCAAACGUUUCUGAGGAGCCAGCAUCGCGGUCACAGUGACCACUGGCCAGAGCGUGUGCCAAGCAGCCGCGGCUGGGCUGGGGGUGGGGGUCGGCACGUCUUCCGGUCCUGGUUCAGCACGGAGUUGGUCGGGACCGGCUCACUGGCGGCGUGUCUGUGCCUGCCCACCGUGUCUGUGGUCUCAGCACCACGCAGCCUUUCCACACUGACCUUUGUGUAACUAACUGCAGCCAGUUAAGGUGGAUUUCAUGUUUUCCUUUUACAGGUUAUUUGUAUGAUUUUUGUUCGUAGAAGAAUAAAAUGCUUUAAAAUCUGA
Molecule: messenger RNA, 4825 nt
Organism: Rhinolophus ferrumequinum (greater horseshoe bat)
Lineage: Eukaryota; Metazoa; Chordata; Mammalia; Chiroptera; Rhinolophidae
Gene: SLC12A7
Product: solute carrier family 12 member 7
Exons: 25
Coding region: 92-3361 (1089 amino acids)
Biological process (GO): chloride ion homeostasis; potassium ion homeostasis; cell volume homeostasis
Cellular component (GO): membrane
Molecular function (GO): potassium:chloride symporter activity
Source: RefSeq, a predicted model, not a curated record